This is a messenger RNA of Homalodisca vitripennis (glassy-winged sharpshooter), 1962 nucleotides long. RefSeq lists its product as uncharacterized. Gene Ontology annotation, molecular function: protein binding. The transcript has a single exon. The coding region runs from base 305 to 1363 and encodes 352 amino acids. The record is from RefSeq and is a predicted model, not a curated record. NCBI's taxonomy places the organism in Eukaryota, Metazoa, Arthropoda, Insecta, Hemiptera, Cicadellidae.
ACUCUAAAUUUAAUGAUAGAUAGUUUAAUAGAUAAAUUUGGAAGUAUAGUGCCAAAUACUCUUGUUUUAAUCAGUUAGUCGUGAGUGAUAUUAGUGUAAUGAUAUUUUGAAAUAAAAAACUACAUUAUCAAACUGUGUUGCAGAAAAGGAAGUGGACGAUGAUUUACCACCCCAUACCAAGUACUGGUUAACUGCCACGUCUAGAAAUGAUUGCUUCUUUGUCUUGGGGACAGAAUUAGGACACACUGAAAGGAUCGGAGCAAUAAAGGUCUUGCUAUUUGCAUACAGUGAACCUUUACGGAACAUGCUAGGUAACAGUGAAUUGGCUGAACAGGGAGAUGUGAGAGUCGUAGAUAUUGAGCCUGAAACUUUCUGGAAUUUCAUGAAAUGUGUUUAUGGAGGCAGUAGUGUUGUGAUCCCAAAACUUUCGUUUUGUGACAGUGUCAAUUUGCUUUACGUAGUGGAAAAGUACUUAGUUACAGAGAUAAAACCAACAGUUGUGUCACAUAUUCUAGACUUGCUUCCAAAGGACUUUGACAAUAUAUUUUUUGCAAUUUCAAAUUCAUUUUGUUAUUCACAUGAGAAAAUAAGGAAAUUGACUAUGGAAAUUUUGGGAACCAAAAUGGACCAAAUUGUUUCUUCCAAAAAGUUUCUGCAGCUUAGUGCUGAAGCACUGUUGUUAAUUGUAGAAACAGACUGUUCUAAUAUAAGUGAACCCAGUGUUUGGGAGGCUGUGGUCAAGUGGGCAAAACACACUACAGAUUCAGACGAUGGAGAGGUUUUGAGAAAGCAAAUACUUCCACAUCUGAAAUUUAUACGUUUCUGCACUUUCACCUGUGAAGAAUUUUGUGAAAAAGUAGUCCCGACUGGCAUACUGACUUGUGAAGAAGUGAAUGAAAUAUGUAAGUUUUUUGGUACUAGAAGUACAAUAAUGCUAAAAAGUGUUUCUGAUUCAGUUGAUUCUCGAUGUAAAAUGGAAGUCAAUAAAACAUUUGUUUAUACUGUAAAUGAUAUUAAAAACCUGCCUACUGAACAAGAAUCUCCCAAAUUCUUUUUCGAGAAUUACUUAUGGAAUAUAUCUUUGAGAAAAAAUGGAUGGAACUUAGGUGACUUCGGUUUUUUUCUGAAAUGUAAAGGAUACUCAGAAGAUUGUUGGUCGAUUAAUUUAAAUUUUAAAUUUAUUCUUUUUAACCAAGAAGGCAAGCCAAAUUUUAUGAGACACAUAAGAAAUACAUUUAACCAAAAUAAACGUAUCAGUGGGUUAAGCUCAUUCUAUCCUUGGGAUAAACUGAUGGAUGAUUCAAAUGGAUUUGUAAAAGAUAACACUAUUAUUGUUAUGGUGCAUAUGAAGCCUGAACCAUAAGGAAAAAGAUACUUGUUUUACUGCAAUGCUUCGCUGAAAAAAUGUUUUAAUACAUCAAUAAUACAACUUGUGGCGGUAGGUAUACAUUAAAAGUAAACUAAUCAUUUGAAUAUGGUAUAACUUUGCUUCUAGUAAUAAUGGAAUAUUAUAGUAGCUUAAAGUAAUCAUAUAAAAAUGCAACCAUGUCUUAAAAUUAAGUAAAAAUUCUAAUUUUUAAUAACUAGUUGCAUGAUAAUAUUUAUUUAGUUUCAUACCAUUUAUUUGCAAAAUAAUGAAUCAAUAAAUUAACUAGUAACGAUUUUAUAUAAUUAAUUAAAUUUAAAAUAACUGUUAAGAUACAAAAUAUGUGUCAGCUGAGUAAUUUUAUAUAUAAAUAGUUUCAUACCUUAUACUAAAAUUAACACAAAGUUGUAAGAUCUAGUUCUUUUACUAAAGAUUUAAGUACAUAAAUAGCUGAUUUAACUAACACUUUAAAUCUAAUAUAUCAAGUAAUUUUAAUUAUUACAUAUAACAUGUGUUGUGUAUAUACGGUACUGCAGUUGAAACAUUAUAACAAUUAAUUGUAAUGACGUUUAAUUUAAUAAAAUAUGUUUCAUAAC